GUGCCGGGUCGGUUUUUGUCGAAGAGGAUGGAAUUUCCAGCGUGUCUGCCGCACGAGCUUCGCCGUCUGGCGAGAUAAGUACCUGGCUUUCCGCGCCGAGCGUCUUGCUUUCUGUCCCUGUCCACGCACGCUGCCAAUUGAGCUCCGCACCCUACAACUCGCUCGUCGCCGCCGCCUGCUCUUAUCGCGAGGGACACUGCAGCACUGCUACCACACCGAGGCCCGAACCGAGACACGUCCCCAUCGCCGCUGUCUGCAGAGCACUGCAAUGGCAUCCGCUUCGCGAAGCUUCACCCGCGCUCUGCGCACCGCCGCGCCCUCCUUCCGCACCACCUCGACACGCUCUGCCCGCUUCGUUGCGCCCCAGCACGCUUUCCGCCAGCAGUACCAGCGCCGCGGCUAUGCUUCCGAGGAGCCCAAGGACAAAUAUGAAGGCAACCCCAGCGGCCUGAUCUACGGGGCCGGUGCCCUGGCCGCUGUCGCUGCGGGAUAUGGCGUCUACCUCAUGAACCCUCAGUGGUUUGGCCAGACGGCCAAGGAGACCGCUGUCUUUGCCCCCAAGUUCGACGACUACCAGAAGGUCUACGACCACAUUGCGAAGAUGCUCGAGGAGCACGACGACUACGACGACGGCAGCUACGGCCCCGUUCUUCUCCGCCUGGCAUGGCACGCCUCCGGAACCUACGACAAGCUCACCAACACCGGCGGCUCCAACGGUGCCACCAUGCGCUUCGCCCCCGAAGGCGACCACGGCGCCAACGCCGGCCUCAAGGCCGCCCGCGACUUCCUCGAGCCCGUCAAGGAAGCCUUCCCCUGGAUCUCCUACUCGGACCUCUGGAUCCUCGCCGGCGUCGCCGCCAUCCAGGAGAUGCAGGGCCCCAAGAUCCCCUACCGCCCCGGCCGCACCGACCGCGACCUCUCCUUCUGCACGCCCGACGGCCGCCUCCCCGAUGCCUCCCAGGGCGCCUCCCACAUCCGCGCCAUCUUCGGCCGCAUGGGCUUCGGCGACAAGGAAAUGGUCGCGCUGUCCGGCGCACACGCCUUGGGUCGCUGCCACACGGACCGCUCGGGCUUCGACGGCCCGUGGACCUUCUCGCCCACUACCCUGACCAACGACUACUACAAGCUGCUCCUCGAGGAGCGCUGGAGCUACAAGAAGUGGAACGGCCCCAAGCAGUUCGAGGACGUCAAGACGAAGAGCCUGAUGAUGCUGCCGACGGAUAUGGAGUUGAUCAGGGAUAAGAGCUUCCGCGCGUACACGGAGAAGUAUGCGAGGGAUAACGAGGCGUUUUUCAAGGACUUCAGCGAGGCGGUGACGAAGCUGUUUGAGUUGGGCGUGCCGUUUACGCAGCCCGAGGACCAGAGGUGGGUGUUUAAGAGCUCGUUUGAUUAGGCGGUGGUGGGCGGGAGCGGACGAAGGGGUGGAGGGGGGCGAAGGGCAGGUGCAGGGACGAGGUUUGCAUUGAGUGAGCGAGUGAUAUCCUACUAGACCGUCCCGUUCUUAGAGCUAGACUUUGCUUUGCUUGGAUCAGAGCGAGUAGACUUGUGGCCCGCACCACAUCAUUUCCCUUUACCUCCUGGUGGCAUGUAGCCUCCGGUCAUAGAUGUACGUUAAGUCAUGUGUGCAGUAGCAUUCGAAGGAAAGUACCACUACCGAG
Messenger RNA from Paraphaeosphaeria sporulosa, 1658 nucleotides. Its product is annotated as heme peroxidase. Bases 269 to 1393 code for a protein of 374 amino acids. The record is from RefSeq and is a predicted model, not a curated record. The transcript is spliced from 2 exons. Gene Ontology annotation, molecular function: peroxidase activity; heme binding. NCBI's taxonomy places the organism in Eukaryota, Fungi, Ascomycota, Dothideomycetes, Pleosporales, Didymosphaeriaceae. Gene Ontology annotation, biological process: response to reactive oxygen species; hydrogen peroxide catabolic process; cellular response to oxidative stress.